Molecule: messenger RNA, 1198 nt
Organism: Miniopterus natalensis
Lineage: Eukaryota; Metazoa; Chordata; Mammalia; Chiroptera; Miniopteridae
Source: RefSeq, a predicted model, not a curated record
AAUCAAAGUGCUGCUCACUUCGUCUUCUGACCUUCCUCCUGAUCACACUGGUCAUGGUCUUCUUGGGCACGGGGGUCCUGAGCCCAAGAAUUCCGAUGCUGGAGGCCACACCAGAAGGAGAAGGCAGCAAGGCAGCUAGAAAACCUACUGGCCUGCAAGUCGUGAAAUCACCAAGGAUGCUUUAUCCCCAGCCCAAGGCACUAACACCCUCAAGGAAAGAUGUCCUUGACCUGACCCCGUGGCUGGCCCCAAUCGUCUGGGAGGGCACCUUCAACAUUGACAUCCUGAAUGAGCAGUUUCGGCUCCAGAAUGUCACCGUUGGGCUAACUGUGUUUGCCAUCAAAAAGUACGUGGCCUUCCUGAAGCUGUUCCUGGAGUCCGCGGAGGAGCACUUCAUGGUGGGACACAGGGUCAACUACUACAUCUUCACUGACCGGCCGGCCCAGGUGCCACGUGUCCCGCUGCGGGAAGGCCGCCGCCUGGUGGUUCUCGAGGUCCCAGCGGCUGCGCGCUGGCAGGACGUGUCCAUGCGCUGCAUGGAGAUGAUCAGUGACUUCUGUGCGCGGCGCUUCCUGAAAGAGGUGGCCUUCCUCGUGUGCGCGGACGUGGACAUGCGCUUCCGUGACCAUGUGGGCGUGGAGAUCCUGUCCCCGCUCUUCGGCACCCUGCACCCCGGCUUUUACAAGGCUGCUAGGGAGGCCUUCACCUACGAGCGCCGGCCUCAGUCCCAGGCGUACAUACCCCCGGACCAGGGCGACUUUUACUACAUGGGGGCCCUCUUUGGGGGGUCGGUGUCCGAGGUUCACCGGCUCACCACAGCCUGUCACCAGGCCAUGAUGGCUGACCGGGCCAAUGCCAUCGAGGCUGUUUGGCAUGACGAGAGCCACCUGAACAGGUAUCUGCUGGACCACAAGCCCACCAAGGUGCUGUCCCCAGAGUACCUGUGGGACGAGCAGCUCCUGGGCUGGCCGGGGGUCCUGAAGAAGCUGAGAUUCGUGGCUGUGCCCAAGAACCACCAGGAAAUCCGCAGCCGCUGAGGGGCGCGGGAAGGGCAGAGGGAGAACAUGGGGGGCCCUGGAUUGCAACCUCCAUGGCCGCUGGGCCGCAACUGCGCUUCCCUUUCCUGUCCUGUGGAGGGAAGUGUUGAGGCCUGGCACUGCCCCACUCCCCAAAUAUAGGCCUUGUUUGGCUUUGGGCA